Perkinsus marinus ATCC 50983 is the source of this 753-nucleotide messenger RNA. RefSeq names its product prolyl 4-hydroxylase alpha subunit, putative. The record is from RefSeq and is a predicted model, not a curated record. Gene Ontology annotation, cellular component: endoplasmic reticulum. The transcript is spliced from 5 exons. Gene Ontology annotation, biological process: peptidyl-proline hydroxylation to 4-hydroxy-L-proline. Gene Ontology annotation, molecular function: L-ascorbic acid binding; procollagen-proline 4-dioxygenase activity; iron ion binding. Bases 1 to 753 code for a protein of 250 amino acids. NCBI's taxonomy places the organism in Eukaryota, Perkinsozoa, Perkinsida, Perkinsidae.
AUGAAAUCGUCUUCCCUCGAGUCGCCCUCCUUUGCCUUGAAUGAGCCGUUGUUGAUGAUAUUUGACGACUUUCUUACGGCUGAGGAAUGCGAUAGGAUUGUGAAACUGUCCCUUAAACAGUCUGAAGGUACUGUGUUUACGAAUAAGUUGAGAAUUGCAUUACCAGCUAAAGAAAGUGAGAAAAUAGUAUCGGAGGAUGCGGAGUUUCUUGGGAAGCUCGAGGAGCGUAUAGGGGAGGUAUGUCAAUGUCCUCCUCACGAUGGUGAAGUCCCUUUAGUAGCGAUGUUAACUCCACCGAGCAAACGGCCUUCGGAUGGGGUCGAAAAACGACUUCAUUUGGGACUACAUGUUGAUACCAAUGGUAAUCGUCCUUUCCGUUUUUGCACUGCUAUCAUUUACCUUUCGGAUGUCGAGGAAGGUGGCGAAACUGUUUUCCCGGUAAAAUCUACCAGUCCCGAGUUGGUGAUGGGAGCGCAGAUGCUCCUCAAAAGUGGAAUCGAUCAUCUUGAUAAAGUUGACAAUCAAUCUCCUGAAGGAAUCCGAGUCGUCGCUGGUAUCUUGCGAUUACGCACUGUGAAGAUUUUUCCACAGUGUGGUGAGGUUUUAGAUAUGCUGCAAACCGCAACUACAGCAGCUGAUACGUUUACGGUUGAAGCUAAGAAAGGGAGAUUGGCAUUGUUUUAUACUAGAGGAGAACAUGGGCAAAUCGACCCUCUCAGCUGGCAUGGCGGAGCUGCUGUAAUAAGAGGUUAA